AUGAACAUCCAACGCAUGCUGGUGCAGCGGGACAACGUGUCCUGCGCGGCCAGUGCCCUGACCUCUCUGUCUACGAAGCAGGAUCGCCGUAAGCGCAAGGUGAAGCAGGAGUUGCCCCGCCCUCGUGCAGUGACAUCGGCGGGCAGCGGUGUGAGGGGCGCAGGAGAGGUGCCGCCUCCGCCAAGUGACGAUGUGAUUGCCCGUUUUAAAAGGCCCAGCUAUCAGCGUGAUUUCCAGCCGUUGGCGCUGUACGGUCCCCAUGGAGUGGGGUGUCAGCUGCCAGCACAGGACGUCCUGAUGCUCGUCGACGGACAGUGUCUGGCGGACACAGUGGUGGACUUCCACAACAUGGGCCACUACUCGCUUGUCAUAGCGACGAACCUCCGCACCAUGGUCAGCGGGAAGCUAUCCGAGACUGCAGAGGGCAGCGUGGAUCUGGUGCAUUACGAUAGUGCACAGUUGCACAUCAAGAAGCCAGAAGUGAUGGAGGGCGUCAAGAACCUGGAUAGUCUGUCACCUGACGCGUGCCACCUCAUGUUAUGUGUUUCAUGGCAGCCGGAAGGCAUCCCACAACAGUCGAACGCGGUCGACUGUGGGAUUUAUGUUGGCAUGUAUCUCUACGCCCUGGUUACAACCGGCUUUACAAUCCUCAAGGAGUGGAUGACGUUCUUCGGCGCGAAGUCCCACGCCUACCGGCGCCAGCUACGUGAGGAGGUGUCCCUCCACGCCACAGGUGACCUUAUUGUCAAGCUGCUUGGGGAGGGUGUGGAUGUUCCCGUGCAGCCUCUUCCCCAGGUGGGAGAACACGGCGCCCUCGUCUUUCCCAAGGAGGACGAAGUCCGCACCGACCUGGCAAGGCAGUCAGGCAUGAUAACCCGGAUGGAGCUAGGGGGUUACGUUGUGUGUGCGGCUGUCAUGGGCCUGGCACGUUCGCUAGGCAUUUCGGAGGAACAACUGCUGAGUGGAGCGGCACACGAGCUUCAGGCACACGGGACGCCUCUGCUGGCUCUGUCCACGUCCAAGAACCCCGUGGACCAUGCAGCAUCUAUGCGGACGCUCGGCAUUACCAUCCACCCGGCUCCAUGUCCGCUCCCGCUGCCAUCGUUCCCGUCUGCGCAUUUUGAGGGGGCGUCCCCCAUUAAUAGUGAGCCCACAGCUGCUGAUGUCAGGCCCAAGAAGGAGGAGCAGGAUCUCCCAGCCGCUCCCGUGACUCCGGCAGCACCGCCGACGGUCUCGCGCUCUGCCAGGUAUCGCCUCCGUCCGGGGAUCAGGACUGCAGGACGGCCCGUGCACGACCAGCAUGCUUGCCGCGUACGUCAGCAGAUAAGGCUGGGUGCGUAUACUGUUGAGCUCGAUGCGGCGUAUGCGUAUGCCGCGGCGGCCUUUGUGAUCAGGCAUAAUGACCACAUCCAACACAUGAAGGAGCUGACGGACGAGGAGAAGGCGUCUUUGAUGGGGUGUGUUCGCGGCGACGUGCGUCAUCUGGUGAAGGCGCGGAUGUGGUGGAGGUGGCGUCAGUGGAGGACAGCGCUGGCAGAGUUGGGCAUUGAGCCUGGUACUCCAUUGCCGCUGGAAAACAAUGGCACUCGGUCGCCGGACAACAGCAGCAGCGAUGAAGACGUGCAAGACAGGAUGGGUCAUAAUGUGGAGACGGUGUGUGAGUAG
Closterium sp. Yama58-4 is the source of this 1665-nucleotide messenger RNA. The record is from the annotation of a GenBank genome assembly. NCBI's taxonomy places the organism in Eukaryota, Viridiplantae, Streptophyta, Zygnematophyceae, Desmidiales, Closteriaceae.